Molecule: messenger RNA, 963 nt
Organism: Penicillium verhagenii
Lineage: Eukaryota; Fungi; Ascomycota; Eurotiomycetes; Eurotiales; Aspergillaceae
Exons: 1
Coding region: 1-963 (320 amino acids)
Source: RefSeq, a predicted model, not a curated record
AUGGAUCUUUCCAUCUUUCCUUUCCUGCAGGGACCAGAAUAUUCAAAUUUCGAAACCAUCAUUAUGAAUAAAACACUCUCUACAGAAGAUGUACCACCGCAAUUCCUCAAGGCAGCCUACCUUGUCGGCCACGUUCCGCUCAAGGCACUUUCCUCUGACCCGCGCAUCUCCUACACACUAUAUAUCCCCCCAUCUCACUACCAAACAGGCCCCAACGCAAAGAAACUCCCCUUGCUAGUCUGGAUCCACAGCACGCGUCGGAAGCUCGAUGCACUAGAUGGGGGUGACUUGGUAGCCUUUGCGGAGUCAACACCCUGCGCAAUUCUUGCCCCGUUGUUCCCUGCCGGUCUGGAUGGACCGAAUGAUUUGGAUUCUUAUAAAUCCAUGCGCUCCAAGACGCUUCGCUCUGACCUUGCUCUCUUGUCCAUGCUCGACGAGAUCGCGCCCAGGUGGCCCGGUCUCCAGACAGAGAAGUUCUUCAUGCUGGGCUUUUCUGGGGGCGGGCAGUUCGCUCAUCGGUUCUUAUACCUGCACCCCGAGCGGUUGUUAGGUGUCAGCGUGGGAGCGCCGGGCCGGGCGACCUUAUUGGAUCCCGCGCUGAACUGGCCGAAUGGAAUUGCAGAUGUUGAUAGUCAGUUUGGACGGGUAGUUGAUCUGCAACUGAUCCGCCAGGUCGAUAUACAUCUGGCAGUCGGGUCGGAGGAUAAUGAGGUUCACGGUGGUGAUGAGUUUUGGAAGUGGUUGCAGAAGGUUAAAGGGAAAGAAGGGAAGUCAUCCGAGGGAGUGAAUCUGGCUACUAUGAGCCAGGGAAGAUUGCAGACAUUACAAGCUUUGCAGGCUGUUUGGGAAAAUGACAGCAUAGAGAGUCAGUUGGAUAUAGUAGAGGGCGCCGCUCAUGAAGCUGUAAAAGUGCGACCUUGCCAGCUACAUUUCCUGGCGCUAUUGAUCAAAGCUACUUUGUAG